This is a messenger RNA of Paraglomus brasilianum, 3159 nucleotides long. Lineage: Eukaryota; Fungi; Glomeromycota; Glomeromycetes; Paraglomerales; Paraglomeraceae. The record is from the annotation of a GenBank genome assembly.
AUGCCAGUUUCUACGAGUGAGCGCACUCCGCUUCUUGAUCGCGAUCAAGACAGCGGCCCAUUCGCUUUUACGCCCGAACAGCUUUAUAAAUUAGUCGACCCGAAAGACCCAAAUUUGUUGAACUCCUAUGGUGGUGUAAAGGGUAUUACCGAUGGUCUUCGUGUUAAUCCUGAUAACGGUUUGAGUUCGGAUGAAGGAUUGGAUAGUCAUCGUCUGCCGUUUGAAGAGCGGAGAAAGUUUUAUGGAAAGAAUGUUUUACCUGACGUGGCACAACAGAGUUUCUUCUCUUUAGUGUGGGAAGCGUAUAAAGACAAAACGCUAAUUUUGCUUAGUGUUGCUGCUAUAGUUUCGCUGGCUAUUGGAAUUAGUGAAGAUUUCUCUUCUCGUCAUCCUGAUGAUGAGCCACGUGUCGGAUGGGUUGAGGGUGCGGCUAUCGUUGCUGCCGUCGCUGCCGUCGUGUUCACAAACGCCAUAAAUGAUUAUUCAAAGGAAAAACAGUUUAGAAAACUCAACGCCAAGAAGGAAGAUCGCGAUGUCAAACUAAUUCGUAAUGGCAAAGAACAACAGAUAUCCGUGCACGAAAUCAAUGUUGGAGAUAUCAUGCUUCUCGAACCAGGUGACAUUAUCGCAGUCGAUGGAGUUUACAUCAGCGGUCAUAAUCUAACGUGCGACGAGUCGAGCGCAACUGGCGAAUCGGAUACUAUAAAGAAGAACACCCUCGAAAAUAACGGUGAUCCAAUUAUCCUUAGUGGUUCUAAAGUGCUCGAAGGAGUAGGCAAAGCAGUUGUAAUUGCAGUGGGACCUAACUCUUUUUUUGGAAAGACUAUGAUAGCUCUUCGUGGGAGCGAGAGCGACGAAACUCCGCUUCAGAUGAAACUAGAUUUACUUGCUGAACAAAUUGCCAAACUCGGUAUAUGCGCUGCUCUGCUUAUGUUGAUCACCCUUACGGCUAAAUACUUUAUUACUGCUGCGAUGGCUGACGAGUUCCCUGACAUUGCGGAUAUAUUGCCUGCCGUAAUCACUAUUGUCAUUCAGGCAAUUACUAUCGUGGUCGUUGCCGUUCCCGAGGGAUUACCUAUGGCCGUUGCUCUCGCUCUUGCAUACGCUACCACUCAAAUGUUGAAGGAUAACAACCUGGUGCGUGUGUUAUCUGCAUGCGAGACCAUGGGCAAUGCAACAACAGUCUGUUCUGACAAGACGGGCACCUUGACACAGAAUAAGAUGACCGUGGUUGAGGGCAAAAUUGCUCAGGAGACUUUUGAAGGUCUAGCUCAUCUUGAUAGUUGGAGAUCAAAAAUUAGCGAUGCGGUAUUCGAUGUGCUUAUUGAAGGGAUUACUGCCAAUUCAUCUGCAUUCGAAGACAAGGGUGAAUCCGGGAGAGUCGACUUUGUUGGAUCAAAGACGGAAUGCGCGCUUCUUGGAUUUGCAAAACACUUUGGAGUAGAUUAUAGAGAACGUAGAUCUGCAGUUCAAGCAGAAAGGGUCUAUCCAUUUGCUUCAAAGAAGAAAACAAUGACAACAGUUAUUAAACUUCCCCCCAACGCACCUGCCAAGUCUGAUCCUAAUGCCGAGUAUCGCGUUCAUGUGAAGGGAGCAUCCGAGAUUGUGCUUAAAUCGUGUAACCGUUAUAUUAACGCCAAUGGUCAAAUUAAAGAGCUAGAUGAAAGUGGCAAACAGCAGGUCGAGAUCACAAUCACCAUGUUCGCGGACAAAGCUUUACGCACUAUUGGUCUAGCAUACAAAGACGCCACUUCCAGUGAGGCCAAGAAAUUCAAUGAUGACGACGCCCCGAAUGACAAUUUAAUAUUGUUGGGUAUAGUUGGUAUUCAAGAUCCUUUGCGUCCUGAUGUGAAACUAUCGGUCGAGCAGUUUAAGAAAGCUGGAGUAUUUGUAAGGAUGAUUACUGGUGACAACAUAUUGACUGCAAGGGCUAUUGCUCGUGAUGCUGGUAUUCUGACAAAGGGAGUUGCACUAACUGGUCCGGAAUUCCGUGCAAUGUCGCCUGAUGAACAGCGCAGAAUUGUGCCUCGUCUUCAAGUGCUCGCUCGUUCUUCUCCAACUGAUAAAACCAUCGUUGUUACUCGGUUGAAGGAAUUGGAUGAAAUUGUUGCGGUGACUGGAGAUGGUACUAACGAUGGACCGGCGUUGAAGUUGGCUGAUGUUGGAUUUAGUAUGGGUAUUGCUGGUACUGAAGUGGCCAAGGAAGCUUCAUCGAUUAUCCUGAUGGAUGACAGUUUCAGUUCGAUUGUGAGCGCCCUGAAAUGGGGACGCGCUGUUAAUGACAGUGUAAGAAAGUUUUUGCAAUUCCAGCUUACGGUUAAUAUCACGGCUGUCAUACUAUCUUUUGUCAGUGCUGUUAUGAGCGAUGAAAGCGAAUCUAUUCUUACCGCAGUCCAAUUGCUUUGGGUUAAUCUCAUUAUGGAUACGCUGGCCGCCCUCGCAUUGGCGACUGAGCCACCGACCGACGAGGUGCUCGACCGAUAUCCAACAUCGAAAAAUGCUUCAUUAGUCAAUUAUCGUAUGUGGAAGAUGAUUAUUGGACAGGCUGUAUUCCAGAUUGCUGUUAAUCUGACAUUACUCCAUAUCGGACCAGCAGUCUUCCAUUUGUCGGAUUCACCCCAUGACAAAGCGGCUCUUCGCACAAUCAUUUUCAACACAUUCGUGUUUCUCCAAGUAUUCAACGAAAUCAACUGCCGCCGCAUUGACGAUCAUUUAAACGUGUUUAGAAAUAUCUUGAACAACCAUGUAUUCAUUCUUAUUCAACUCAUCGUGAUUGGCGGUCAAUUCUUUAUCGUGGAGUUUGGAGGAGUUGCAUUUGGCACUGUUUCACUCACUGGGACUCAAUGGCUUGUCACAGUGAUCAUUGGAUUCCUCUCUCUUCCUAUUGGAUUGAUAAUUCGAUUGUUGCCUAACUGGUGUGUUCCUGAGCAUAUACUUAACGAAGAGGUUAAGCCAAUGACACCAGAAAAGAUGGUGUGGCAAUCGGCUUACGCUGACGUUACGAGACGCAUGAGAGUAUUUAAUGCGCUUAGGAAACCCCCACGUAAGCUCUCUAACAAGCCAAAAAUAGAUAGAAGCAGCAGCAGCCACAGCAAUGCUUCGAAUAACUUUGCUGAUGUAGUUCGGGGGGCGAUGAGACCUAGCAACCAUACCAGUUAG